This is a messenger RNA of Helianthus annuus (common sunflower), 712 nucleotides long. RefSeq lists its product as uncharacterized. The coding region runs from base 62 to 514 and encodes 150 amino acids. The record is from RefSeq and is a predicted model, not a curated record. Lineage: Eukaryota; Viridiplantae; Streptophyta; Magnoliopsida; Asterales; Asteraceae. The transcript is spliced from 4 exons.
AAAGGUACUAUAAAACCCAAAUCAAAUCUAAUUUCAAGUUCAUCUCUUUCAACCAACUGAAAUGAAGAUAACAGAGAGGUUGCAGCAAUGGGGUGGCAGAGCAAUGUCAAGAUUCUCCUUCAGAAACGCCACAAUCAUCCUUUGUUUCUUCAAUUUGAUCACCGCACUCUUCUUGAUUCAUGCUUUCAUAUCUCCUCCAAACUCCAAUCGAUCCGAUCAAGUUCUGCUUAAGUAUAUAAAGGAAUCUGAAGAAUUACGUCGUGCAAUGGAGCCUGUAGACCUUAUAAAACGAGUUAGGGAAAUUGAGAGAGAGGGACAUGAAGAAGUUGAUACUCUGCAAGAGAAAGAUGCUAAACAGUCUGCUGCACUUGACUUGAUAUCGAGGCUGAAUAACCAUCGAACAUAUUCCGAUGCUGAUAAUCAGAAAGCUCUAGAAGAAUGGCGUAAACGAAAGAUGGAAAGAGCAAGACAGCGUGGCCUCGGUAGAAACGGAACCACCGUCUCUCAAGAAUGAACCCUUUGGUUUCAGUCCAUUCACGCUUCAUGUCAACAAGUCGUUUUUAGUACGAUUCGUGUCUCAAGUGUGAAUAUAUGAACAUAAAGCGGUUUUCAUAUGUAAGUUUCUCAUCCUUUUGUAACAAGUGUGUUUUCUUUAUAGUUUGUACGGUUAACUAUAGUUAUAAUGCGAAUCACAAAUUUUUACUAAUUACUA